AUGGCGGAUGCAGAAGAUCACACACAGGAACAACCCCACCUAAGGGGAGUACCUGAAACUGUGCUGUCUGCUGACCUCCCUCUCUAUGUUUGCGGCCUCCUCCACGCGUAUGCUCCAGUGAUACUGGUGGAUAUGCUUCUGGUGGACAGGGUACAUAGAGUCCCCAAGCCGAG
Messenger RNA from Pelobates cultripes (western spadefoot toad), 173 nucleotides. NCBI's taxonomy places the organism in Eukaryota, Metazoa, Chordata, Amphibia, Anura, Pelobatidae. The record is from the annotation of a GenBank genome assembly.